Molecule: messenger RNA, 3788 nt
Organism: Trichobilharzia regenti
Lineage: Eukaryota; Metazoa; Platyhelminthes; Trematoda; Strigeidida; Schistosomatidae
Source: the annotation of a GenBank genome assembly
GUCAUAUGUUGUCGUAGAAGCCAUCCACUAAAGCAGAAUGCUUUUGAUGGAAUUCACACCGUUAUUUCAGAGGGUUCUGUCGAAAAAUUUAUUCUGGCUUUAAAUUAUUUCUUAGUUAGUCACUAUGUACACCCAACUGCCCAUUGCCGACUGCAGCACCAUUCAUUCAGAAUAUCGUCAAACUUCGCAUUCACACAGAAGAGAAAACGUAUAUCACUUACAGAGGACGCCUACUGAGUUCCGAUAUCAAUUUCGUUCAUUACAAAAACAAAUUAGAAUUUUGGAGGCGAACGAAGCUGUUCUUGACAAACGCUUAUCACGUAUUGAGCAAAAUCACUAUAAUAAACAAAAAAAUCGCGCAAGUUCAUAUCCACAUCGUCAUAAAGGAUUAUUAAGAAACUGUGGCAAAAGCGGAUUACAUGAAGUCACCUCAGUAAGAACUGAAAGAUGUAACUCUGCAACGCAUAAUCAUUUAUUGGAUACAAAUCUACUCAUAAAGCAGUUCCACAAUCAUCAAAAAUCACUGAAUAGGGAAAAUCUAUUUACAAAACAGAAGAAACUGUUACACCAUCGUUAUUCAGGCUCAGUUUUAACAAGGAGAAAUGUUCUUGAUCUAACUGGACAAAAUAGGUCAAAUUUUUGUGAAUGUCAGUCUAACUCAGGAAAAUCAUUUACACAGGAAUAUUUGGGAGUACAGUGUUCCUUAGGGAGAUGUACACCAUCGAGUUGUGAAUUAAGAAGAGGGUCAGACGAAUCAUCAAUUUCAGAAGGUGCAAAAGCCGACAACUGUGUCAAUGAAACAUUUGUUUCAACAGAUAAGCCAAGAAUAUCUGAAAUGAAUGAUUCAAAGGAAGACGAUGCGUAUAUUGCACUGGAAAUUAUCUCAUCAGCAUCAAAAACAUCACAAUUAGAUAAACUAUCCGUUAACAAUUUACAAAUCUCUCCAGCCUUGAGUAACAAAACAUCUCUUCGUCCGUUAACUCCAACAGUUGAUGAAGAUAGAUGUUUGGCAUAUAGCAACGAUCAAAACUGCUCUACAACUGGAAACGAUAUCUCAAAUUUAGUAUCACUUGAUAGUCUCAGUACUUCACAAAUAUAUGACCAUAAAGCUGAUGCAGUGAAAGAGGAUGAUGAUGAUGACGACGACGACGAAGUUAGCUGUUCAAAGUCAACUUCGAAAAUACAGGAUGAUAAAAUGUCUACCGAAGAGAAAAUGGAAGAAUUAAAAAGACCUAAAAUAAUGCCAAGAAAAAGUUUUCUUAUUCCAUUAAAUAACUAUGAAACUAAUAGUACAAUAUUAUUAAAAACAAAUACUCAUGAGCAUAUUGAAAUAUUUAAACACAUUAUCAAUGAACUGAUACAAACGGAGCGUAAUUACUGUCAUACACUACGCGUUUUAAUUGAUACACUUGCUAAAAUUAUCCAAGCAAAAUGUGGACUAUGCAAAGAAGAUCUGAGUCAGCUUUUCCCAAAUUCACUAUUGAAUAUGUAUAAAAUGCAUAAUCAAAUACUUAUUCAUAUGGAACGAGAUUUACAUUCCAUAAAAAAUUCUAUAACCUUCAAUUCAGUUAACAUUCUAUUGAAAGUUCUGUGUGGUGUAGACUUUGAAGACUGCUGUGAAUUAAACAACAGAUUAAAUGAUUUGUUAUUGAAUGAAUUACAACUGAAUUCAUCACCAUUUUAUGAGAUAUACAAAAAUUACCUACUUGAAUUUACUGUGACAAUGAAAACAAUGCGUAAACUUUUACGCCAAUCUACUAGAUUUCGUCAGAUUGUAAAAAGGCUACAGAAUAAUGAGUGUGGUGGGACCGAACUGUCUACACUUUUAAUAGCUCCUAUACAACGAAUUCCACGUUAUUUGCUUUUAAUUAAACAAUUUAUUCGUCAGACAAACAAAAUUGAAGGCAGUAUCAGUGUUGAAAAAAACUUUGAACAAGAAAAUUUGUAUAGUCAAACAGUUUCUCUAAUAACAAGUAGAUUAAAAAAUUCACAAUUAGCUAAUCACUUCAGUGAUUUUAUACAGAAAACACGAGUAGCAAAUCAAGCAAUAAUUAUAAAACCGAUGAAAAAAGAAACUACUGAUAAUACGGUAAAGGUGAACAAAUGUAAUCCAUUAACUCUGGGAAAAUCAAAUACACACUAUGUCAAGUGCAAAAAGGCAUGGUUCCAUGUGCGGCGUGCUUUCAGUGAAAAACGUGGUGAUGAAGGUGAACAAAAAGAUUGCCAUUCUCCAAAAAAUCCUAGUUCUUUGAGAAUAAGUCGACGAAGUCCACCCAGGUUAUUAGACGAUAAGUCGAAAGUUAAAAGAAUGUCAAGCAAAGAAGACAGUGUUGAUGUUAUAAUAACUAAACUGACAGAGGGACACAAUAUGCGGAGAACGGAUUGCAGGAAUACAUUUCAAAAUCACUUUUCCAAAGAGGAGAAAUAUGAAGAUUAUAACAAUCAGAGGUGUAAAUCAUUAUCAGAACAAUCAGGCUUGCCUGUUGAAAUCAAAGAAACUGAAAUGCCAAAGAGAAUACAAAAAGUCUGUUUAUUGAAUGUACCACCUUGUGUAGGUCAACGAAGAAGCAUAAAUAAGAUCUCGAAACUCAGAAAUACUGAGAAACUGGAUAUAAAAGAAACUGAAUUACUGACUAACACUGAUCUAAAUAGCAGUACGUCUUCUUAUUCGAAGAAUCAACCUGGUGUGCGUAAUUCAUCGCUUCAAGUCAAUCUUGGCGAAGACCAAUCACAACAAAGUAGUCAACAGUUUGACAGAACCAGUUUAGAAAGUAAAGUGAAAAGUAAUCCUUCACCAAGAAGUAACAUUCCAUUAUCAAGUGGUAUUCCUCGACGACAUUCGGAUCCUUUGGGUUUUUCGAAAGCUGAAACCACCGUGUCACAAAGAAUUUAUUCAAUCGGUACGCAGUGAUGUAGUUAACAAGAACGUAAAUCAAUCAGAAGAAACGCUUACAGGGUGUCGAGAGCAUGUAGAUGGUCUCCAGUUGACUAAUAAAGAUGAACCAAAAAGUUUAACUGAAGGAAGUAUGCUAUUGAAUCCCUGUUCACAAAUAUCUGAAAGCAAACCAACUUCAGGGAAUAUCGAAGAUUACACUGCCAGUUUAAGCUUUCAGUCUGAAGAGGAUAAACCUAUGAGGACUAAUCAUGUCUGGAAAAUUCCCUUGUUUAAAUACAUUCGGCGGUUAACCAAUUCCAGACGACAUAACCCUGUAAUAGUGGCAACAAAUACAUCGGCAUUAAACAAACCUGUUCUAAAUGAUAAAUCCAAACAGUUGGUUAACCUACCGAUUGAAAAAACAACUAACCAUCAGCUAUCAUUUGAAUCCCAUCUAUCAGAACCUCUCAGUCACCUGAGUAAAGUCGAAAAUCCGGUUUCAGUCAAUAAUACCAAUGAAACAAAGAGUAGUUAUCAGUUGAAAUCAGUUAGUGAUGAACAGAUUGAAAUCAUUCAAGUAGAGUGUGCACUAAAAGAAACCAUUCUUGAGAAUAAAUUCAACACAUACUUUGAUAUUGGUGGUGAAGAUAAUCAAAAGAAAAACAUUCCAAUUCUUACAGAAGACAGAAAUUUUGACGGCGAAAAUUGCGAGAAUCUUUUGAAAUAUAAGAGUUAUAAUGACUCUGUCUUUCUGGACGAGACGGGUAACCUUUGUUUUACAGCAUAAAUCACAACAAUCGAAGUGUUUUUUACACCUUGGCUACCAUAUCAGUAAUGUAGUUGAGUCAGUCCACUUUUUCUUUUAUUUCCAUUCCUUCCACUCAUUAUAAGUCUUUUCUACUGCAUUCUUCUG